Drosophila ananassae is the source of this 7880-nucleotide messenger RNA. Its product is annotated as nascent polypeptide-associated complex subunit alpha, muscle-specific form. The transcript has 6 exons. Bases 1041 to 7679 code for a protein of 2212 amino acids. Gene Ontology annotation, biological process: negative regulation of transcription by RNA polymerase II. Lineage: Eukaryota; Metazoa; Arthropoda; Insecta; Diptera; Drosophilidae. Gene Ontology annotation, cellular component: nucleus. Gene Ontology annotation, molecular function: protein binding; transcription corepressor activity. The record is from RefSeq and is a predicted model, not a curated record.
GCCGAAACUUCAGUUUAGUGAAGGACUGGUAUCUUUCAUUAGUCCCGCUGCGGUCACACUACUCUCCCGCUCUCGUCUCGUCUGAUUUCUUUUUAUAACAAAUUUCAAACAUAUACACAUAAUGUAUAUAUAAAUAUAAUGUGCAACAUAUAUAAUAGCUAAAAACAAGUGCAAUCCCCCGACAACUUCAAAUGGCAAUCCAAUUUACGUAAAACGCGACGGAGACACUCGACUAAAAAACAAAAAAAGAGAAAGAAACGGCGCGUGUGAAAUUUUUCCAAACGAAGGAGAAGUUGGAGCUCACCAACAAAUCAAAAAAAAAAAAAAAGAAAAAAAGAGAACAAAAAUACAACAACACAAAGGCAGUGAAAAUCAAGCAAAAUGUGCAACAAGAAGCCGAAAAACAACAACAACAGCGGCUUUAAGGCUGCUGGACAGGUUUCCCACGGCUAACAACAACAAAAACAACAUCAAAUUUCACGAUAUUCAAAAAAAAAAAAAUUUACAAAAAAGAAAAAGGAGUAAAAGAAGCAGCAGCAAUGCGUGAACCGCGAAAGCAAAGUGAAAUUCAUGACAACAACAACAACAUCGACAAAAACAACAACAACGGCAGCAGCAGCGCAAGCUUAGCGGCUAAAAGAAACCGUUAUUCAACAAUUUCUUGAAUAAAAAAAAAAUAUAUAUACAAGUGAAAGAAGGCACAAAAUACUGGUUUACGAAAAAAAAGAAAAGAAAAAAAUAAAUAAAAAAAAAGAAAGAAAGAAAAGAGAGAAAAAGUUGCUGCACGAGAAAUUUUGUACGUGUAUCGUCUCCCCAUUUCUAUAUAUCUCUCUCUCUCUUUCUGUUUAUCUGCAUGUGUGUGAGAGUGGAGUAAAGUGAAAAGCAAUGUUGAAAGGAAUUACAACAACAACAACAAGAGAAAGAAGAGAGUACUGAAGCUUAUGCGUCGACGAGUGCAGUUAUCAUAAAUAACAGUAAAAGGAAUUAAUUAGCAACCAAGAACAUACAAUCAAAAAUAACUACUUAAAGACCUGCUUAUCAUGGAACCCAACAGACAUCACGAAUAUCAGACACAUCAUCAGCCGCAUCCCUCGAUGCAGAACCACCCACAUCACGUCCCGCCCACGUCAGCACCACCGCCCCACCACCAGCCACCGAUCCACCAGCAUCCACACCACCCGCCACCACCAGGACCACCAGGAUCGCAGCAGCCACCAGGCCAGGCGAUCCAUCAUCCACAUCACUACCAGCAGCUCCAUCACCAGCAGCAUCUGCCCACCAGCUCCAACACAGUGGUGGUGGGGAGCUCCUCCUCCGCCGGCUAUGGAAGUCUGCAGCACCUGCCGGGCGGACUGGGAGAGGAUCAACGGUCCAGGACGGCCAUGUACAUGAGCCGGAGCACCCCAACUCAGGCAGUUCCUCCCCAGGGACAGGGCAGUGCGCCACCACCCACGGGCGGGGAUCCCCAUCUGCAGUACUACACCUCCAACCGGGAUCUGACGGUGAACAAGAUGCCGGAGGCGUCCCAUCCCAACUGGAGCUACAAAACCCAAACCGUGCCAGCUCCAGCCCCGGCACCGGCGCCUGCCCUCCGACAUCACGGGAAUCCUGCCAUUUAUCCCACGGGUAGGACUGCCUACUGGCCGCCAGCGGAGGAGCAACUGCAUCACCACCAGCCGCCAGCCAGGUACUCCUACGGGAAGCCGCCAACGGGCUCUGGAACGAUCCCCCUGCCCGCCGCUCGUUCCGCCAGUCAGCGGUACUAUCCGGAGGACAUUAAGUACUCGACGGUACCUGUCCCUUCCAAGGUGCUCAGCUAUGCAUCCACGGCCAGUUCCCAGCCAGGAGUAGCGCCACCCACUGCCAGUUCGUCAGCGAACCCAUCCUCCGCUGCUGUCGCCUCCACUUCCGUCCGCCAGCACCACUACGAGCUCGAGCACGUCGUGAAUCCCAGUAAUCCGAGCAACGAGCACCAGCAGCCGAGUCCCAACUACGGCCGGAAGUGUCCUCCCCACUACGAGACCCCGCCGGAGCAGCGCAGUGCCGGAGCCACGCCCACGUCCUCGGGAACGCCGACCUCCACGUCGGCCCACCACCAGAGCCUCUACAUGCCGAUGCCGCAGUUCAGCACGGAGAAGUUCCAGACGACGGUGAACAACGCCAUCGAGAAGUAUGUCCGGGAGACGCCAGGUCCCAGCUUGGAGUAUCCACGGGGCGGCAGUGGAGCGGCCAACUACGGACGCACUGCGUCCACCACCUACUACAAUCCGACGUCCAGUGGGAAGAGUUCCAAGGCGCCGCCGGCCAGCUAUGUGAAGCUGGAGCCGGAGCACGCUCUGCCCGGCAGUCUGCCCCAGCCGACGAGGUCCUCGCUGUACCACAACCCGUACAGUGCGGAGAGCACCAGCAGCAGUCGGGAGCGGGAUGCCUCGCCAGCCAUGGCCACUGUCCCGGCGCCGCACGGCUAUCCCACCAAGUACGGCAAGCUGAUCCAGCAGGUGGGAACGGCCAGCUCCACUCCUUACUCAAGUUACUACCACCAGGGCACUCCGUCGCCGGCGGCGGGAGCAGUGGCGUCUCCGACACCGGCGCCCCCAGCUCCGCCAGUGACGGGCGCCCCGCCCGGGACCAUCCUACCUGGAUCUGGGCCACUGCCACCGCAAUCAGCUCCGUCUCAACAGCCCGCCUCGUCGUCCACGGCUUCCAGCUCCAGCAGUGCCAACUACUCCACCCUGCAGGUGUACCCGCACGGGCCGGACAUCUGCUACCAGCCGGGCGGAGCGCCGUCCCAGGCCCAGAGCCAUCCGGCCGCCACUCCCGCCAAGAAACCGCCAGCCAAGCCCAACUACCGGGCCCUCAUCAACGACAUGCUGAAGCGGAACACCGCCAGUGAGCAGGAGCUGAACCUGCAGAUCAUCAAGAAGACCCUAAACAUGGAGGCUCCCGCCCGCAAUCAUCUCCAUCAUCCCACGGCCCCCAGUCGGGUCAUCCAGCAGGCCACUGCCUCGGCUCCAGUUCCAGUUCCAGUUGCAGUUCCAGUUGCGGUUCCGGCUGCCAAUCCCCCGCCAGCGCUUCAUUCUCCGCUGGAUCUGUCCAUGCGAACGGUGAAGCAGACGGCGGACUCCACGGACUACAAGUACCGGAGUCCCAGUGCCACGGAGUACAAGCCCUCGCCGGGUAGCCUGAGCGGAGGAGGUGCAGCCGGGGGACUGGGCCUGCCCAGGUUCGAUUUCACGCCGAAUUUCUCGGCGGCCUCCAGGGGGCAACCACCCACUAGUCCCGCGCCCACGCCUGUGAUCCGACAAGCCCCGUCCACUGCGUCCGUCUCCCCAGCUCCUCUCCCCCACCAUCACCACCAUCCAGCUGCAGCUCCUCCUGCCCCCGCAGCAGCUCCGGCUCUGGUCAUCAAAACCCUGCAGCAGAUGCGACCCAGUGUCCUGGAGACCAAUCCGUACGCCAAGCGACAGCAGCUGCCGCCGGAGACGAGCAUCGUCCAAGUCAGCAAGCCGCCCGAGCUGAUGCCCACGCCCUCUCCCAGCCCCCACAACAGCAGCAAUCCGAACUAUCUGGGCCGGAAGAGGCACCUCAAGGAGUACAACCAGGCGGCCGCCAAGCAGGCGCGCCUGGAGGCGGAGUCUUCCGUGGGAGUAGUGCCACCCAUUGUGGCGGCACCCACAUCGGUGGUGGUGGUGGCUCCCGUGCCUGUGAUAGCCGUGAAUGAGCAGGCGCUGGCCGCCAAGCGGGAGAGGGAGACACAACCUCAGGGACUGCCCGAGUCCACCUCCAGUUCUACCUCCUCUGCCAGUUCUACGACCAUUCCGAAGAUGGAGCCCCGCAUCCGGACGAAGGCAGAGCUCAAGGGCUUCACCUUUACGCCGCCUGUCCUGGUGACCUCCACCACAAAUGCCAAUGCCACGGGCGCGGUGUCGCCGCCAAGGACGCCGCCCAACCAGGUCACCAAUCACAUCCAAAUAAAACUGGAACCGGCGCCGCCGCCCCCUCCCAAGUCCGCUGACCUGGGCCUGGAGGAGGAGAGGGCCAGCUUGGGCAAUCUCCUGGACUGGGGCAGCACCUGCAACAAUCUGGUGGAGCAAUUGCUCAACAAGGCGGUGGUGCUGCCACCCAUGCCACCCAUGCCACCCCUGCCCACCACCACCACCAGCAUCAAGCUGGAGCUGAGCGAGGACGACCUGCCAGUGGCCAGGAUCCUGAAGAGGCAACCCCUGGCCACGCCCACUGCCACAGCCACCGUGGGAGCUGAUGCCGAGUCGGCCAGCACGCAGCUGACGACCACCACCAAUGGCAUCUCCUCGUCGCUGGGCAACGGCAGUGGCCAGAAGAAGCUGAGCAAGGUGGAGCGGGAGAAGAAGCGGCAGCAGCAGGAGCAGCGGAUAGCCGCCCGGCUGGCGCCCAAGGAGGGUCAGAGCAGCUCCUCCGAGAGCGACACCACGGAGCUCCACAAGCGCAAGACGGCCCGCCAGAAAAAGCCGUUGAUGCGGAAGGGAAGAGCCCGCCAGCGAUCUCCGGAGGCGGCCAGCAGUCAGCAGAGCAGCGACGACGAGAAGGGGAAGGCGGACUGCUCUCAGGGUGUGAGUCGGAGUCAGAGCUCCAGCGGGGAAAGCAAGUCCAAGGGCAACUCUUCGAAGAAGGACCUCAAGAAGGUGAAGGAGGCCAAGAGCAACUCCCUGGCCAAGACCAGCAACAACAAGAACAAAACCAAAGCCGAGGAUAACCAGAAGCAGCAGGACAGCUCCAACUCCAACUCGGAGAGCCACGACGACGAGGAAGAGGAGGAGGAGGAGGAGGAGGAUGCCGAGGAGGAGGAGGACGAUGAGGAUCAGGAGGAAGAGGACAAGGAGGGCACCGACGAGGACGCCGAAGCAGAGAAGAAGCCCGUGAAGCGGGUGGGCCGGCGACCGGGUGCCACUCUCAAGAAGCGGAUAGCCCACAACCUGAACACCAUGACCCGCUCGAAGCACCGCAAGGAGCUGGAGCUCCAGCUGGCCAACAGCAAGGUCCUGCGCAACGACAAAAUCAUCCGCAACUCGACCACCAAAAUAAAGCGCAAGUACGUCCGCAAGGUGGUGGACAGCAAGAAGGAGAUGAUGGUCACCCGGCUGCGCAACAAACGUGGCCCGAACUCCGAAGCUGGCCAGCUGAAUGGCCGGAACUCGAAGCUGAAAAUGGGAAACAAGGGCGGUGGUAACAACAAGUCGGCCAAGACCUCGCCGCAACAGCAACUGUACCUGGAGGAGUAUCGCUACAAGCUGGCCCUCAAGAUCCCCCACCGACUGAUCUCGAUUAACAAGCUGAACAAGGGGGCGGCCUCCCUGCCCGACCUGGAGCGGCGUGAUCUCGGCCAGGAGCUGGCCUGCUUCAAGAAGACCCGUCCCAAGACCAAGGCGGCCAGCAAACAAGAGUCCAUACCCAAGUCCUUCAUCGACUAUCUCGUCCUUCGGGUGACCAAUGGGAAUAGCAACUCCUCGCCCCCAGUCCAUGGGAAUUCAAGGAAGAUCUCUGUCUCGGCUCCGGCCUCCACCAACCUCCAGAUCCACAGUGAAACCUCGCAAACGUCCGCCUCCACUUCGCUGUACGAGCAGCCCCAGCAGGAGGCCCCCGGCAGUGAGAGCCAAAAUCUGGACGAUCCUAGUCGCCGGCACUUCAGCAUCUUCGACACCAAGGUCCUCCAGAGCAAGACCCGAACGGAGUCCAAGCUGCAGCAACGGCGGGAGAUCAUCCGGGAGAUAUUUGUGGGGCCGGAACGUCCGGCAUCGGCUCCGCCGGAAUGCGCCCAGGAGGCGGACGGCGAUGCCAUCAGCUACCAGAAGUACGAGGAGUUCCUGCAGCAAAUGAACAGCAUUGUGAGCGGCAGCGACAACAAGCUGGCCAGGCGCUCCCUCAUGGAGGACAAAGCCCUCAACUCGACGGCGCCGCAGUGCCCCCACAAGAGGAAGUACCUCCGACGGAAGGGCAGCUCGGGUUUCGACUACAUCCGGAAGAAGAAGCGUCCCACAACGGCCCAGAAUCAAAACCAAAACCACGGAGACAAGUCGUCCCAAGCCCAGACCUCUAGCCAACUGGCCCAGGCCCAUCUAUCGGCGGAUGAGCGGCUGGAGGACACGGACAGCACAAUUGCGGGCAGCUCCCAUCUGCCGACGAAGAUCAAGACGGAGAUGGAUGUGUACCGGGAGUUCCAGAAGUGGGUACUCAACAAGAGCGUGGGCCAGAGCACCAUGCACAAGGCCGCCCGCCAGGGACUCAUAGAUGUGGUGGUCUACUGCCUGGAUCGCCUGAAUAUGAAUCCAGAUCAGAAGGACAAUGCCGGCUACACGCCACUGCAUGAGGCCUGCACCCAGGGCUGGCUGGAGAUUGCCAGAAUACUGCUCCAGUAUGGAGCGAAUCACUCGGAGGCGGCCCAGUCCGGCAUCCGGCCACUCCACGGAGCCAUCGAAAAUGAUCACGAGGAGGUGGUGCGUCUGUUGCUCUCCUAUGGCGCUGAUCCGUUGCUGGCAACGUACUCAGGACAAACUCCGCUAAUGUUAGCUUCAAGCAAAUUGAUGCGGCGCAUCCUGCGCGCUCACCUCAGCGACGCCCAAAGUGCCGCCGCCGACAUCAAGCCCAUGCGCUUCCAAGGCCCCUGGGAGAUAUUUGAUGCUAAGGAAUAUGGUUAUGAUAUAUUCGAUAAUGUACCGAACACAGCUUGUGAUAUGAGCAGAGCUCUACGUAGGGAGAGGAAGGAGGCCAAGCAGCAGGAUAUUAGUAUGAGUAACAUGGGCAGCACCAUUAGCAUCCUGAGCAACGGCAAUAUCACCUCCAACCACUCCAAUGGCAAUGGUGUUAUCCCAAUUAAAAUGAAGAUGGAGCCGGCACAGGAUGCUGAGAUGAUGCAGGAUCAGAAUGAUGGAGAGAGUCGGGUGACAACGAUCAAGCAGAACGGGGAGACGAGUGCAAUUAAGACUGGAACUCUAGCAACUACCGGAGUAACUACCGGACCAACAACGAUGGUGAAACUGGAGCCCGGCACCGAGGAGGAGGAUAGCAAUAACAAUAAGAACAACGAUGAGCUGAAUGCGAAUGUUGGGAAUAAUUUAGUAACAAGCGUUGUGAAUGUCAAGAAUGAAGUGAAAAGGGAAGUGGAUGCGGAACCAGAACCACAACCAGAACCGGAAGCGGAAGCGGAAACUGUAACAGAAACAGGAACACAGAUUCAGCCUUCUCUUCCGCAACAGCAAACACAAACGAAUAGUAAUAAUAGAAGUAAUAGAAUAGAUGACGAUCAGGCGGACAUCGAGACAAUGGAUAUGGAUAGUGAAUUGAACGGUGAUAUUUUUGAAUUUGAAGAGGCCGAUGUGCCCUUGCCACCACUGUACUUGCUCAAGGACGAGGGCAGUGAUAAAUGGGUACUACUCAACGAUUUGUGCAAUUUACUUAAAGUUAAAUCGAAGGAUACACUGCUCAACAAGCUCUGUCCAAACAACAAUAACGCAUUGGCUAGCAGUCAGAAGCAUCUACUUCGGGAGUUCAAGAUCGAUGACUUCCUGGAGAAGGCCACUUGCCUUCAGUUGUUGUGCGCCGGCGAGAAACUGAACAUGUUCAGCUCCUCGAAGGUGGUCCUCAUCAAAUACAAUGAAAGUGUACGGAACUUGUUGGGCGUGAAGACCAUUCUGAUGAAGUUUUAACCGAUCGUGGAUGAGAUAUAUAUGUAUAUGUAUAUGUAUAUGGCAGGACGAGGCAUGAUCCAGAGACCGAAAACCUUAUAGAUAAAUGAUGAACAGAGAUACAACGUAGUACUAACUGAAAUGAAAUUAGCGUGUAAAGUGCAAAACAAAUAUGGAAAAACUAUUAGUACGAAUAUAAUUAUAGAUUUAUAUAUACAUAUA